Messenger RNA from Pestalotiopsis fici W106-1, 2421 nucleotides. RefSeq lists its product as uncharacterized. The transcript has 7 exons. Lineage: Eukaryota; Fungi; Ascomycota; Sordariomycetes; Amphisphaeriales; Sporocadaceae. The record is from RefSeq and is a predicted model, not a curated record. The coding region runs from base 1 to 2421 and encodes 806 amino acids.
AUGUCGUUCUUUACUGUCAUAGCAUCAUUGAUGCUGCCACUCGCUCAAGCUACUACCAAGUUCUACACAAACACCACAGUCCCUACCAAUAUCACAUCUGCGUGCUCUGACGCUCUCAUUGCUGAAGUCAACUGCGAUGUUGUAGUGCCAGCUCUGGUUACAGGCUUCUAUUACCCCAAUACCACCUUGAUUCGAGCGUGUACAUCAGACUGCCAAGAUGCCUUGGGCGCAUACCAAGCCAGCAUCGAGGCUGCAUGUGCUGCCGACACAUGGCUCGCCUAUAGCAACGAGACUAUGCCGGUUGCCAUCAUUCCCGAGAUCUUGAGUUACCAUUAUAACUUGACUUGCAUGACAGACGACGAGGGUCGCUUCUGUAACAAUGCAGCAGCUUCUUAUGCUGCAUACCUCGACACGAAUGCCACGACGAACAACAUUCCUGCCAUGGGCAUGUACGGAGACAUCGAGGUCACCGAUGAGUGUGACAUUUGCCUCAUCAAGAACUUGAAGUUCCAGGCAGAACAUCCUUACUAUGACGGACCUGAAAUCUACUCCAGCUCCCUUUACCAAUCCAAGACGGCCAGCUGCGGCGUCACGGAUAUGCCGUUGACCACGACAGCAGCCAAUAUUGACAUUACCACCACGGCUGCGUCUUCGACAGCUACUGCAACGUCUGGUUGCGAGGGCACUGUCUAUAGCAUUGCAGACGGUGAUGAUUGUCACUCCAUCUCUUCAAGCAUGAGCAUCGGAACCUCGUGGCUUCUAACUGAUAAUGAUCUCAAGGCCAAAUGUGUCGAUUUUCCAACUUCGGGCGAUCUUUGUCUGGUGAACACUUGUGACGUUUACACGGUCCAGACAAACGACACGUGCUCAAGCAUAGCCAAGGCAAAUAACAUUACGCAGGCACAACUCAAGGCCUGGAACCCGAGCAUUGAUGCUGGCUGCUACAAUGUUGAUAGCAUGGUGGAUGAUCAAUUGUGCAUUUCCAACCCUGGUGGUACUUACACCAUGCCCUCUUCUGUUUCUUCCGCCUCGAGCGCAUCGACAACUGCAGCUGUGCCUACUGAUGUUGCUUCCGGCACAAACACUCGAUGCGCUCAGUAUUACACGACUGUGGAGGGUGACUAUUGCAACCUGAUCAUUGUCAAGUACAGCAUUUCGCUCGAUAAUUUCCUUUUUCUGAACCCAUCCGUCAAUGAAAACUGCACGAAUCUCUGGGCGGACACGAGUUACUGUGUGGAAGCUGUCGGUGAUAUCAACACCUACAGCGGCAUGCCGGCUUACGUGACGGCCACGGCCACAUAUGUCAGUCUGGUAGGAGACCCUGCGACGACGUGGCCGACCAUCAACUACACCACUCCGACGGCCACGGCGACUACAACGGCUCUUCCCCUCGCUACCGGUACCAGGUCCGAUUGUUGGCAGUACUUCAAUGGUAGCAAGUACAUAGACAAGGUAUCUAGCGGCAGCUAUCUUGCCUCGGACUGCGACCUUGCAGCACACGUCUUCUCCGUCACUUUGGAAGACCUGGGCGUAUGGAACCCUUCCCUUGGUAAUACAAGUUUGAGCACCUGUACUUUUGAAUCAGGCUACCAGUAUUGUGGCCAGUAUUGGUUUGGCGACAGUGUCACCUCAAGCUCAGACUCGGGCAAUAACGACGACUUGACUCUCAGGGAUGGGACCCUCACAGAGGACAAUGGCUGUACCGAAUAUUUCGACCUCGAAGACGGGGACGGAUACGACUGUGCAUCCAUCCUAACACUCUAUGAUAUAACGAUUGCGGAUUUCUACGCCUGGAACACUGAUGUCAAAUCAGACUGCUCCAAUCUUCAGACAGGCUAUGAUUAUUGUGUCUCCAUCACUGACGGCUCGGAAAAUUCUACAUCCACUGCCACGGCAAGUGUCACAAGCGGAGUCACCUCGACAGCGUCGAGCACCGCUAGUACAACUGCCGUCACUGCACCUGCGCCGACGCAGACUGGCCAGCCAAGCGACUGCAAUGCGUGGUAUGUUGCUCAGUCGGGCGAUGGAUGUUAUGCCAUCGCCACGGACAAUGGCAUUAGCCUAGACCAGUUUUACGAGUGGAAUCCCGCCGUGGGAGACGAUUGCGCCAAUCUCUGGCCAGACGAGGCUUAUUGUAUCGGGGUGGCAAACAGCUCCAGCACUGCUACUACUACUGCGACGCCAACCACGACGACCACUGCCACGACGACCUCGGUCACGCCUCCUGCGGAUACGCAGAGUGGUAUUAUCUCAACCUGUGAUGAGUAUGCCGUUGCCGAAGACGGAGAAGGGUGCGAUACCUUUUAUGACGAGUACAACGUCACCAGAGAGGAGUUCUUGGAGUGGAACACGGCUGUCACGGAUUGCGCUACCGAUUUCUGGGCUGGUUAUGCGUACUGCAUCGGCGUCUCUGAAGAUUGA